Messenger RNA from Mytilus californianus (California mussel), 2936 nucleotides. RefSeq lists its product as uncharacterized. Bases 211 to 1371 code for a protein of 386 amino acids. The record is from RefSeq and is a predicted model, not a curated record. The transcript is spliced from 7 exons. Lineage: Eukaryota; Metazoa; Mollusca; Bivalvia; Mytilida; Mytilidae.
UAUUCCAUUACAGUCGUCAUAAAUAAAAACAUAUCCGGAGUAAUUGGAGAAGGCGGUACACGAAUACAGUGCUCAUACACAAGACACAAUGCGACUAAAAUUUUUGCAAUCGAGUUAAAAGCUAACAACAACACAUCUGUAACAUUCUUACCUGACGAGAAACCAAGAUUGACAACAAAGGGACAGUAUUUGGAAGGAAGAGUAACACUGAUGAAUAUAAGUAAAGUGUCUACAGAAGCUGUCAUGAUAUUCGAUAGACUAACCUGCGAUGAUCAAAUGAGCUAUAGUUGUUCCCUUGUUUAUCUUGACCAAAACGGUAGAACAGAAGAACGUAGUUCAGGAACGACAACCAUUACUGUUAAAGUUCCACCAUCAAAACCUGAAUACGUAGCGAUUGUAGAUUUAUUAGAAGAUGAAUCAACAACUGUAUUGCAGAUUCAAAAUACAUCUUCGCCUCCAAAUUUUACUAAGAGAUCUACUACUAAACAAUCUACAACCUCAUCCAUUAUGAAAGAAGGAGAAAUCAUUACAUGUGUCUGUGCCGGAAAUGUUGGAAAGCCUCCAGGAAAAUUUAUAUGGCAAAAAUAUCGACAUGGAGAAAAAGUUCCAAUGAACUACACAAAUACUACUACAAUAACGAUUUCAGUUACGGACAAGUGCUCCUACUAUGGUACCAGUUACCUUCAGCUCCGAGUAACUGCUUCGGAUAACCAAGCAAUCAUUCGGUGUUUCAUUGAUUCGCCUUUGGCAAAACCAUAUAUGUAUGUGGAAAUGAAACCGAUAGACGUUAUGUCUAUCCAUAAUGAUACGACCACGGAGUCUUUACUAACGUUAACGACCAUGAGCAAUAAUUUCACUGUUUCAGACGCAGCAGCAGAAUCACACGGUGGAUACAUCGAUCUUGGUAUUGUUAUUGGUGUGUUGGCUUUGGUUAUAUUGAAUGCAUAUGUAAUUUAUUUAUUUAAAAGAAAACAAAGAGAGAGAAGUUAUGCAGUGCAGAGAGAAUCGAUGAACAGCAAUUUGAGCAAUAGAGACCCACCCAUACAACAGAGAGGUCACUGUGAAAUCAUUGCGAUGACUGAUGAUAUUGGCAAAGAGACAUCAGUGGGUGCUGACGUAAAUAUUGAAGAUACAAGAUUGCAUAACAAUGAAAAUCUGACAAGACACGAAGAAAAUGAGGACAACCAAACCCCGACCAAUAUAUCUCCUGAACAAACAGAUCGUAUAAAUGCUCAAGUGAAAGAAACAGGCAAAUCUCAGAUUCCAAACAGAGACCACAAAGACAAGAGCAGAGAAAGAAUAUACACAAAGAAUCACAGUAAAGAACAGAACAAGAUAACAGAAAAUGUCAAGAAGGAAACUAGCUUGUAACAGGAAAGUGACGACAUGCAGAACAAUAUUCAAAACAAAACUUUCCCAAACAGGACUUUUGAAGAUUGAAUGUGCUCACCCACAAAAAAGAAUACAUACGCCACCAUCUUUUUUAUCAACUGUAGUAUACUAGUAUUCAGCAGAAAGGCUUCCAAAUUAUAGAAAAUAAACCAACACAGCUCAAAUAUUAGCUUUGCAUGCUAUUUCUAAAAAAACAUUUUAAAGGGUUUGAAUCAACGAUUUUGUUAAACAAACCCUCCGAGUGUACUUUUUUAAUAAAAGGUCAAGAUUGAUACAAAUGAUACUUGGAUUAAAAAGCCUUGCAAUCCACAUAGAAUUAAAUGUGUUUUCUUUUCUUUAAUAUCAAAUAUUUUAAGAUGGUUUAACGUUGAGUAUAAAUAUUAAUCACGACCUUAUCUUUGAAUUAGGCAUGUUAGAUGUAUGUCUGCUUUUUAAUUCACCUUGCGUUGUUUUGACAUUAAUUUAAAAUUUGAUUAGAGAAUAAGAUGACAAACAUUGGCAAAUAAAAAAGUCAAUAUUUUGAUUCAUUUUGUAAUAAUAUUAACAAUACGAAUUUUAAUGCACCAGAUACGCAUUUGGACAAUGUAUGUCUCUACAGUGAUGCUCGAGGCCGAAAUAUUUAUAAAUAUACAUUACAGAUCUUAAAAAGUUGAAAAAUAUGAUAGGUUCGUGACUUUGUUUUUUUAGAUACAUUGUAUAAUCAAUUGAAAAUUUGGCGCGAAAUGAUUUUCUCUAGUUUUUCAUACGUUUAACAUUGCCACCUGUUUUUAUUAACCAGCAAUUAUAAUAGAUUUUUCAUACAGUUGACAUUGCAUCCUUUGUUUUUUGUUAACCAGCAAUGUUACCAAGCUAUCAUUUAUUUUGCUUUUUAAGUUCCGUUAUUUAUAUACUAUCAAUUCAUAACAGCCUUUUAAAAAGUUUGUUAUUUUGAAACAGAGGAGCGAACAUCCUUAACAAAUAUAAGUUCAAUAUUCGAACUAACGAACGAUCUGUUGAACAAAUGUUGAAUGAGUGACCAUUUGUCAGUUUCUACGCAGCACUUCACAUUUUUACUCAUUACUGAUAAUCAACACGACCAAAAUCAUUUAAAAAAGGUUUCAUUUGGGAUUUAUCAGUUUUCCCUUUCUUAAUCCCUGUCAACCCCUUAUUAUUUAAAAAAAAUUGAUAGAUGUUAAUUUAUAUUUUGGUUUUUAUUAUCUAUUUGAUUAUCAAUGUUAGUUUUGGUUGGUGGACAUCUGUAUUUCUGAUAAGUUAUGUUGCAUAAACUUCAUUCAAUAUUUGUAUUUCUUUGUAUAGUCUUAGUUAACCCCUUCCUAUGUCAAAUUAUUGAAUUAUUUAAUAUGUUAAUAUUGUUUUUAUGUUUUUCAGUCAUAAUUAUAUUGUUGUACAAAAUUAUAAAUAUUGUUUAUUUUAUAUGAUUAUUUUUACUAUGAAUAAGUUAAAAUGUCACAAGUUACUUUUUGUUUCUCCAUUCUUUAUACAUUGCUCAAGAUAAUGUCAAAAAGAGAUUAUUGAUGAAUUUAGACAAAUACAUGUUGAACCUC